CCAGCGGCGGUCCUCACCCUGCCUUCUGUUUCUCGUCGCCUGUCACAGCCUUUGAGCAGCGUUCAAGCUCGGACAGACAGCAGUCCAAUCAACGCUGCGGGGGAACUCGUUAGCUGGUCUGGUGGCACUUCCACGCACUGAGAUGCCAGGAAAGUCGCGCUUCAGCAGUAGAGCUCGUCGAGGCUUUCGCUGUGAUUUUUGAGAAGCAUCUCUGUGAAAGAUAGUACAGUUUGUCACCGUUAGCCGGCUGCACAGGUGUGAAAAGUCAGUGUCAUGACUGGAGCUGAGACUGAGGAUGAUAUUCCAUUAGGUGAAAGGAAGACUGUCACAGACUUCUGCUAUCUCCUGGACAAGUCCAAGCAACUCUUCAAUGGGCUACGAGACCUUCCUCAAUAUGGACACAAGCAGUGGCAGUCCUACUUUGGACGGACCUUUGACGUCUACACUAAGCUAUGGAAAUUCCAGCAACAACACAGGCAGGUUCUGGACAGUCGGUAUGGACUGAAGAGAUGGCAGAUUGGUGAAGUUGCAUCCAAAAUUGGACAGCUUUAUUACCACUACUACCUUCGUACCUCAGAAACAAGUUACCUGAAUGAGGCCUUUUCAUUCUACUCAGCCAUUCGUCAGCGCUCCUACUACUUUCAGGUCAACAAAGAGGACAGGCCUGAAUUAGUAGUGAAGAAGCUUCGUUAUUAUGCUCGCUACAUAGUCGUCUGUUUACUUUUAAACAAGAUGGACCUUGUCAAAGUUUUGGUGAAGGAGUUAUCUGAGGAAAUUGAAGACUACACACAGCGUUUCAACACAGAGGACCAGUUGGAGUGGAACCUGGUUCUGCAGGAAGUGGCAGCUUUUAUAGAGGCAGAUCCUGUGGUAGUUCUGAACGACAACAAUUCUGUCGUCACCAUCAGCAAUCGGCUGCAGGAGGGAAGUGUGCCUCCACUGGAACAAGGCAUGGUGGUUGGGCAGCUCAUCCUUGCUGACGCACUAAUCAUCGGCAACAGUAACAACCAGGUGAAGUUCAGUGAGUUAACCAUAGAUAUGUUCCGCAUGCUUCAAGCUUUGGAGAGGGAACCAGUAAACCUGGCCACACAGACCUCCAAGCAAGGAACGAUGGAACCCAACGAAAAGCCAGCGAAGAGAGAAAACCCUCACAAGUAUUUGCUGUACAAGCCAACCUUCAGCCAGCUUUUUACUUUCUUGUCUGCCUCUUUUAAGGAGCUACCUGCUAACAGUGUUCUGCUCAUCUACCUGUCAGCUACUGGAGUCUUCCCUACUGGGCAUUCAGAUUAUGAGGGACCAUAUGAUUUUGGAGGAGUUCUCACGAAUACAAAUCGAGAUGUGGUGAAUGGAGAGACGGUGCAGAAGAGGAAUCAGGCCCAGAAGGAAAUGCAUUGCCUUCAUCCCGGAGACUUAUUCCCUUUCACCCGGAAGCCUCUUUUUGUCAUUGUGGAUUCUUCAAACAGCACGGCCUACAAGAAUUUUACAAAUCUAUUUGGCCAGCCCCUGGUGUGCCUACUAUCACCUACGGUAUAUCCCAAGAGUGUACAAGAUCAGUCUCAGCGUGGGAGUCUCUUCACUCUGUUCCUCUACAGUCCGCUCUUGGCUUUCUCCUCCGUGUGUGGCUUAAACAGUGUGCAACGAGGUCUUUGGGAAAGAGCUCAAGAAUUCCUUCGCAAAGUGUACCGUGACAUUGGGCAGAUGCUCACACGAUCGCGGACCAUAGAUCAAGCCUUUUUGCAGUUCUUUGGUGACGAGUUCCUGCGGCUGCUGUUGAUCCGCUUUGUGUUCUGCUCCGCCGCACUGAGACUGCAUAAACUCUUUCGGGAAUCUCAGAGUUUCCCGGAAUCCUAUCCAGAGCUCCCCAAACAGGACACAGUGGAGAGCAGCCUUCUACAGAAGCAUAUUUUGGAGCUGGCGACCAUGCUGGACGUGCAGAGCUUAUUUUGGGAUGAUUCACUGGAAGCCUACUAACAUCUUCACACAGGGCAGUAUGGCGUAUAUGUAAAUACAGACUCCACUGCCAAAGCCCUCAUAGUCAUUUUGUUUUUUUAACAGUUAAUGAAAAAAAAAACAACAACAACAUGCAAGUUCAUGUCCUCCAUGUAAGUGUUAAUGUCAUGCAACAGAAAGAUGUUCACAUAGUUUCUUCUCAUAAAUUCCCCAUUUUGACUCUCAUUGGCUUGCCUGGUAAAUAUGAGCAACAUAAGAGUAAAACAAAUGAGACGCUUCACGUUACCGUUCAGCUUACUAGUUCUUGUUUAUCAGCUUCUAACUUUUUUCAUCACAGCAGACUAUCAUCAAGAUGAUAACAGCCUCGGUAGUUUGUUGUAAAAAGAUUUUUCAUCAUUUAUUAACGUAAAGGAACAAAGAAAGGAAACAUUCUUGGCAGCUUUCGUGUGGUUUUUGAUCCACCUGUAAAAAGACAAGCAUGGUAGAGCUAAAAAUGCAUCAGGAAAUGUAACAGUUAUUAUAUGAGCACAUUAUUCACCAAAAAUAUUAUUAGUGCUGGAGUUUUGUGUUUGCCAAACAGCGCUUUGUGUAUCAACUUGCAGCACGCUAAAGGUGCAUGAGGUUUUGUUUCGCCACAUGUUGUGAGUUAGUUAUUCGCUUUCAUAUCAUUAUCAAACUAAUUCGGAGACUUUUUUUUUCAGCCUUGUGUGACGUGAUAGUGCUUCAUUUCCCAUUUCACUGUGCUGUACUUGCAUGCUAAAAAAGGCAAAGAUGCGUGUCAGUUAGUUGUGUGCUCCAAAGAGGAUGCUCCACCACACAAAAGAAAUUGUAGAUGUUCAGAUGACUUGGAAUGAGAAAGUAAAGGGAAGUAGUGCAUGUGUUGCAUGGGCCUGUACAGUUUAGUUGGUCAAUCGGUGAAGACAAUCUAGUGAGAGGUGGGAGAGGUGGUGACCUGUCAGAGGUUCAAAUUGUUGUGCUUUCUGAUAACACAGAUCGUUACUUUUAUUACUGAAAUGGCUAGGCACCUGUUAUCUUCAUGAUGACAGCAUUAACGUGUGGCCUGCCACCUAAUCAGAACAUCCUUAGCUGCUUUCUUAUAAAGCACAAGAAAUACCAGUCGUUCUCUCGCUAUGUCCUUAAGUCAUUGUUGUCACCAUACUGGCUGGUGGCUUUUACUCCUUUAAGCUCAAAGAUGGUUCCAGGCAACUUUGCACCGCAGGAAUUCAGGGCUGCCCCAAAAGUUUACUAUGAAUGCCAAUAAAGGAAACCAAAAUAGUCACUGUUUGUUUAUUUAUAAGGAUCCUAUUUAUCAGGAUCUUAAAAGCAAAACUUAAUUUCUGGAUGAGCUUUGUUUCUACCCUUGCCUGUGGCCCCAAGCUGCAGGGAGUGACUUUAGAGAUUAUAGCCCAGAGCUUCCUUUGAACCAACUCUGGUGUCUCGUGGCGAUAACCUGCAUUCACUCUCUCAUAUCGAUGAGAAACCAUAGAAAGUGAACAGUAUUUAGUGACUAUGGGCGAAAAACAUGCUGGCGACGCAACUUCCAGGUGAGCGACUUAAGUGACCACCAAUGAGAAUGAAGAAUACUGUUGAUUGACAAAUGACCUGGUAUUAAAUACAUUAGAGGCUCACCUAAGUGAUCGGGCAUCAGCUGAAUGAGUCAUUCAGAAGAGCCUCAGAGUACGGCUUCUGCUCCUCCACAUCAAAAGGAACCACGUGAAGUUGUUCCAGCAUUUGACUAGAUGCCUGCUAGGUGAGGUGCACGUCCUACUGGGAGAAAAAACCAUGACAGUCCCAGGGCCCGCUGGGGGGUCGAGCUUCCCUGCAAUCUCUGCCAAAACUACGGCCUUCAAAUCCUAGACCCAUAGAUGGAUAUUAGAAUCCCUAUUAGCUGUGUCUUAAAGGAAAGCUAAUCUUAGUGGGGUUCAAACCUACAUUGAUAUCAAAUCCAUAUGAGAACUUGCAUAGCACAGUACUAAAACUUCAUAAAAGCAUACAUAAAUGUAUAAAAAGAGCAAUUUGACAUAUCUGCGAUCAGUUAUAUUAGUGUCUGUUGCAAAUUUUGCACAUUUGUUUGUGUUUUAAAAGCAUAUAGACUUUGGCUUUUGUUGUUGAAAUCUUAGAGUUUAACCAGUGAGUGAGUCCCCAAUAGGUUGUAAGGGCUGCUAAUGCAGUAGGUUUGUUAGCCAUCCUGAAAACUGUAGCAGUUCAGAAUGAAUACUAAAGAGAAGGCUGCACUAGACCAGCCUGCGAGUUCCUGCAGUGGAAAACCGCCUCCCAUUUGCCAUUAAAUGUUUAAUUCUCAAUUCACAAUCUGUCUCUCACAGAGGCUUGGAGGAAUUUUAGCUCAAUUUUACCUCCAACUUAUUGGUAGCUUUCUUUGUUUGAUUAUUUAAUUGUCUUUUAGAGAAAACAUUUGAUGUUUUUGGUCACAUUUCAGUCGAUUUUGAAAAUCCUGAAGGAUUCACAAACUGAAAUGCAUUCAUUGUUGAUUUGGUCUUUUUAUGUGAUUAUUUGUGAAUAGAAGUGUGUGUAUAUAUAUAUAGUAUAUAACAUCACCAACCAGUUCCAUUGAAACCUCUAACAUCUAAGAGGUAUUAGCUAAAAAGUAAAAUUGUCUUUAUAUUCAAACUUUCAGUAUUACAUUGGCUAAUAUGCAUGCCUCAUAUCUUUAAUGUAGCGGGGCAGAUGUAAAAGGUCCAAAGGUUUAUCGGGAACUGCUGUCGAUUUAUUCCUGGCAGCAGCAGGGGAAAGUGACUGCACAUGGCUGCUGAAAUUUAACUGCACUUGUUGAAAUGUUGGAAUGAUACAGCAAUGCAAGAAGCAGCUGGUUGAAAUGACUUUUGACUUUUUAGUGUUGAUUUUUUUGUUAUUGCCACCAUUGGAGUGUGCACACAUGAUGUAUAAUAGUGUUGCGCAGAGAUGUGUUUGUUCAGUAUUUUGCAAGACUAUGUAUGUAAUCCAUAAUGAAAUAUGAAGUUAAAGCGAGGAGGAGCAACAUGGUAAAGAGGCCAGUUUGUUCUUUGACCAUUUUUCUCUAGUUACAUUCCAGCUUUCCGAGGAUGUGAAGAGAGGCAGAGGACGAGUGUUUUCUCAGUGUUACAUUUGUCUAUGGAAGUCAGCUGUUUCUACAUUUUCUUUUCUUUUUACCGUAAUGUGUUUCCUGUAUUGACAGUUAUGACAUUUAAAAUAUUGUAGGCUUGCACUUUAUGAGAUUUAAUGUUCUUCUGAUCUUGUUAGUUGUUCUUUAGUCCAGAAAUUGAAAAAUGCUUUCAUGUUGUUGUUCUUCAUACCAGCCCUACACACUGGUGACCUUCUUUCUCUCGAAGAGUAAAAGUUACGUGGGUCACUGAUUUUAAACUUUUCAUCUUUUGUCAUGUUUUUAAUAGCAGUUGGCUGUAUUAAGUAGGCAGCAAUAACAUGUCAUUUACAUGUGUGAAAAAGAAUGAGAAAGAUUUCUGUGGUGCUCAAACGUAAUGCUGUUGGUGAGGAUUGCAAUACCAAUGAUGUUUUCUAACACUUUGUAUCAAUGGUACACAGUAAGUCCUCGAACACUGCAUACUGACAAAUUUGUCAGGUACUAUUCCAAAAGUCUUGUUUCUGUGUUGUUAUAACUUCUUACUGUACAUUCAGUUCUCAGAGCUCAAAAGAUCUCUGAAAAGAUUCAACACUUUGGCCUGCUGACACAAAAUUAGCAUUUUUCUAUUGGAAAAUAACCCCAAACACAAACUGCUGCUGCCCCUUUCAUCGGAAUUAUAACGACGAAACCUGAUAAAUAAAAGAAACAAAGAACAUAACUUUGAGCUUCUGUUAACCGUUUGUGGAACUUUCUGUUAUUCAUGUUCAAAACAUCACCACAAAUGCAACAUUUGUUAUGUAGCAGCACUUGGAUCAUUGAUGCAAACAGUGUGUAUUAUUUAAAGUUGCCUCUCACAGAUGUUUCCUGAAACUUUUUUUUUUUUUGGGGGGGGGGUCAUGUUGCAGUGAAUUUUAUACUACUCUACCCAGCAGCAUAUGAAGCAUGGUGCGAUAACAUGUUUAUAACAUUCUGUAUGAUGGAAAUGGGUCGUGAGUCACAUGAUUUAAUGGCUAUGUGAAGACUAGAUUGUUAAAAUGUUUUUUGGUGCAAUAUUCUCGAGGUAAAUUCACUGCACAAUUUUUUUUUUUAAACAAUAGAACAAAAAAACCCAUCAGUAGUUCACACAAAAUAACAGCUGUGUUAAAUAAAAUGUCAAGUUGUGUAAACAAGGUACUAAAAUUGUAUCACUAAAAUAGCUUCUGCGAACAAAAUAUUAACAAGCUCAUCUUCUAUGAUAUGUAUGAAUUUGUUUAAAUAAGGUAGCUUGUGAGAAUGAAAUAUUUACAGAUUAUACAAUUAUGCAAACAACAUGUUGCAAGUUGUGCAAACAAAUUACUAAGAAGGUGGAUUCUGUGAGACGGAUGGAACUUUUACAGGCAUAAUGUGACCAACGUGUGGGAAACAUCACUGCGUAAACGAGAGACUGUCACAGUACAUGCUUUACAUCCUUUACAUCCUUUGGUCAGUGUUUUUAGGAGGAUUUAAAUACUACCAGCAAUGAACAAAAACAAAUGACACAUUAUACACUGCAAGUCGAAAUGUAAAAGCAGUGUGUGUUACAAGCUAAGUACACCCUGUGAUUCGGAAACUCGUAGAACCACAUUUAACAACAGUAACUCAAAGUAAUCAGAAAGUCUCAUCACAGCAUUUUAGUCAGGUUGAGGUCUGGACUUUGACUUUUUUCAGUUAUUCUGUUAUAGAUUAGCUGCUGUGUUUAGGAUUAAUGUCCUGUUUCAUCCAAGCUUUAACUGUCAGACAGAUGGUUUCACAUUUAAAUCUUGAACAUUUUAUACAGAGCAGUUCAUGCUCCACUCAGUGACCGCAAGGUGCCCAAAUCAUCAUCACUCCACCACCGUGCUGACAGUUGGUCUGAGGUUUUUGUGCUGGUGUUCUGAAAUGGAGCUCUUGGGUUUGUUGCAGUGUCUCUAAGCAUCGCACGGUCUCACCGUGGGUUGAAUUUGGUGGCACAUGUUUUCCACUUGUGAAUAAUCCGUCAAACAGUGGACAACAGAUUGUGUGGAAAUGGCCGUUUAACACUUGCCAGGUUGAUGGGCAGCAACAUUUUCUUAUUAAAGAUCAUUGUUGAUGUCUUUCCUCUUUGGCGUUGUGUUAACACACCUGCAUGCUCAGGAGCAGCAAACUGCCUAAACCUGAGCUUAUAUAGAGGCGCUCACACUUGCUGAUGAUCAGAUAAUCAAGUGAAUUUGAUUAGCAGUGCCUGGCUGCUGCUUGCCAUCUUAAUUCCUUUUGAAGCAGUUAAAGUGUGCCUACUUUUUCACACGCUGCUUCUGCAUUUGACACAAAAUGUAAUAUGUUGUGUGUUAUGUUGUUGUUCAUUACUGCAAUGAAUUGAUCAGAAUGUGUAAUCUGCAGGAUUAUACAGAGGAUAUUACUACUGUAAACUAAAAUGGAAAUCUAAACCCUGAAAUCCAACUCUGUUCAAACCACAAAAGACUUUUUAUUCCUCUUCUGCUGUCAUGUUGCUAUUCCUGUCAUAAUUAUCUGACAUGUUGGGUGUUCAAGGACUACAAAUGUUCAACGUUUUGUGACAUAAAUUUGCCUUAUUUUGAAAAGUUUCACUCUUUUAUUUUCCAGAAUUCACACGGUCAGGUCUCACCUACAUAAAACACUUUAUAUUUUUGUUGCAAUCAUGCCAAAUCAGUCCAUUUCGAAGUAAUCAAAGUGAAAAUGCACAGAGGAUGCAGUGAUAUUUUUGAAGGCCAGCCAUGGGGGUGAAAUCUGCCUAGGCAGUAUUAGAAUCCAACAGAGCACAAGAAAUAAACUUGUUUUUGACAUGGACGCACAAAGCCCCAACUCCACGUCAGCAACCUGCUUCCGCACGUCACAAAAAACUGCCAACUGAUCAAUUCUGAUUUCUUCCCCAGAUGUGCAGGGGUCCUUUCUACUGUUUUCUACUUGUAAAAUUGUCCAAAAGAUGGGAGCACCCGUCCUUUAUACCCACAUGUGUCACAUGCUUGUGAUUAUCAGUGUCAAAAUGUCAAAUGUAUUUUUAAUAUUUCUUUAAAAAAAAAAAAAAGAACAGAUGUUUAUCUGUAAGCAGCAUGUUUGUUUAGAGUAGGAGGUGCCAAAGACUGGUGUAUUCUCAUGUUCCCAUCUUAACAAUGAUUAAAAUCAGUUAUUGUAUCAGAUGUUGCUUUUUCCCCCUCUGUGAUGGAGCCAAUAAUGAAAACAAUAUUUGGCUUCAUUAAAGGAGUGUCCUGUGUCACAACAGA
This is a messenger RNA of Neolamprologus brichardi, 8259 nucleotides long. RefSeq names its product suppressor of cancer cell invasion (gene scai). Lineage: Eukaryota; Metazoa; Chordata; Actinopteri; Cichliformes; Cichlidae. Gene Ontology annotation, biological process: DNA-templated transcription. The record is from RefSeq and is a predicted model, not a curated record. Gene Ontology annotation, molecular function: transcription corepressor activity.